Molecule: messenger RNA, 1404 nt
Organism: Anthostomella pinea
Lineage: Eukaryota; Fungi; Ascomycota; Sordariomycetes; Xylariales; Xylariaceae
Source: the annotation of a GenBank genome assembly
AUGCCAGCCUUCUGCUGCCUGGACAAGGCAGUCCUGUCUCGCCCUCGAGUAUUCGACGCCGAGCCACCGAACCACGGUCGACAAGCGUGGGCACAAGUCGUCUCUGCCUUUCUCAUCUGCUUUUGCACACUCGGUCUCGGCAACUCUUUUGGCGUCUUCCAGGGAUACUUCGCGCAGUCCCUUCUCCUGUCUCACUCGCCGUCUGCCAUCUCGUGGAUCGGCACUGUCCAAGGCUUCUUCCUCAGCAUCGUCGGGAUUCUUAGUGGGGCUCUCUACGACAAAGGAUAUAUCAGGUCUCUUGUCUACACGGGGGCGGCGCUCAGCGUAGCCGGUCUCGUCGCCACAAGCUUUUCAUCUGAGUACACAUCGAUAUUCGUGUCGUUUGGCUUCAUUGUCGGUCUCGGAUGUGGUGCUAUCUACAUACCCGCCCUUGCCAUCUUAGGGGCCUACUUCACUACCCGUCUCCCUGUCGCUAACGCAAUCGCUACCACUGGCUCCAGCAUGGGUGGGGUCCUAUAUCCCAUCCUCUUCCGCUCACUGAUCGACAGCGUGGGCUUUCCAUGGACCUGCCGCAUCUUCGCUUUCAUCAACGGGGCCCUGCUGCUCGUCUCCUGUCUCCUCAUCCGACCUCGUCGUGCCGAACCAGUGGUAGAGGAAGAGCUCAAGCCGACGAAAUCAACGCUACACCAAUUUCUCCAUCUUUUCAAAGCUCUGGCAGACUUGAAGUUCUUGGCUUUCAGCCUCUGUCUCUUCCUGCUUAUGAUGGGAAUCGACGUGCCCUUCUUCUACCUUUCCACCAUCGCCCAAAAGAAGCUCGGGUUGUCCCCUCAGAUAGGCGACUACCUGCUGUCUGGCCUGAAUGCGUCCUCGCUAUUCGGCCGGCUUGUGCUUGGUCUUCUCGCCGACUAUACAGAUUCUCUCCACGUGUGGCAAUUCUCAACCCUCGGCACUACGACACUGCUGUUCUCGUUCGGCACCAUCAGCAGUCUGGCGACUAUCAUCGUGUUCGCGGUGUUCUAUGGUGUCUUUACCGGCGGCCUCAUGACGCUGGUUUCCCCCGUCCUGCGAAUCAUCUCACCCGACCCUCGUACUUUCGGCUCGAAUCUCGGCUUGGCCGAAGGUUUCAUGGGACUAGGCAUCUUGGUCGGGUCUCCUGUCGCUGGUGCGAUUUCGGAAACUGCUGGUGGUUUUCUGGCCGUUGGCAUCUUCUUCGGCAGCCUGUAUGUUGUCGUUUUCGUCGUAAUCGGGAUUUUCAUCUGGAAAAAUCAGUGGAAGACAGCUAAUGAAGACGUCCCCUCGGAUGGGGCCUUCGUCACUGUCGCGUCGAUGGUUCCGGGUCACUUGCCCACUGUCGCGUCGAUGGUUACGGCACACUUGCCCCAAACAGCCACACAGAGCGAUUAG